Coturnix japonica (Japanese quail) is the source of this 4240-nucleotide messenger RNA. It is a transcript of the gene CDH12, whose product is annotated as cadherin 12. The record is from RefSeq and is a predicted model, not a curated record. Gene Ontology annotation, molecular function: calcium ion binding; cadherin binding; beta-catenin binding. Gene Ontology annotation, cellular component: catenin complex; plasma membrane; adherens junction. NCBI's taxonomy places the organism in Eukaryota, Metazoa, Chordata, Aves, Galliformes, Phasianidae. Gene Ontology annotation, biological process: adherens junction organization; homophilic cell-cell adhesion; cell-cell junction assembly.
GGGGUUAAAACUACUUUUCCCAACUCAUACAAUUUCCAAUGCAGUCCGUGUGUUUCUGUGGGAGGGGGCUGCAGUGAGGGAAGCCACGGUAGCAAUUGGCUGCUCUCUCUCUCAGCUGCAGCUGAGCUCGAGCUGCUGCUGGAGCGGUAUCGAUCUGAAGGGUAAAUGUGCAGGGAACCACUGCGAGGGAUUCGCUCAUUUCUGAGAAGGGACCCAGCCUCUGCCGGUAACAGCGUGCUUUCUACCUUGCCUCUCCUGCCCGUGGGAUCCUUUGUGAAUGAGGGGUGACCCGAGGACGGGCAGUUUGUUGCCACAGCGAUCCUGAGGACUGUCUCGGUGCGGGUGCUGCUGCGGCUCUGUGCAGCAGAUUGUAGUAACCCAGUCAGCUGAGGAUUGCAGUGAGUGAGACCAGCAAAGUUCUGAACUUCGCUUCUGUAAGACCUUGGAAGAUGUGGCAUUCUAUUGACAGACAGUGAAGAGUUCAACACAAACGAAAACCAGGCAGAGCAUCAUGCAGCUACCCGGAGGGUGUUGAUUGAAACUUAGAUUACCCUCUGAUCACUGUUGAUUUGACUGAUGCACCAGCUUUACCAGAGAAAAGAUUUCAAUUAAGGUCCCUUUAGAUGGAAUUUAAUGCGGCAAAAACCUUGUCAUCAGAAGGAUUAAUGCCUGCAUUAGCAUUUCCGCAAUAAAAUCAGAAGCUAAGUGGUGGAGGCCACAGACACCUCAAACCUGGAUUACUCUGCUCUGCAUUAAGUGCUGGAGUUUUUAUUACUUGCUGUAGGGAAGCCGUUGCCAAUGCUUACAAGGAACUGCUUAUCCCUGCUUCUCUGGGUCCUGUUUGAUGGAGGUCUCCUAACGCCACUGCAUCCACAGCCACAACAGACUUUAGAAGCAGAGCCAAGAGAAAAUGUUGUCCCAGUGCCAGGGAGGAGGUCGUCUGCCCAGCGAGUCAAACGAGGCUGGGUAUGGAAUCAAUUUUUUGUGCUGGAGGAGUACAUGGGCUCCGAACCUCAGUAUGUGGGAAAGCUUCAUUCUGACUUGGACAAGGGAGUGGGCACAGUUAAAUAUACCCUUUCAGGAGAUGGUGCUGGCACUGUUUUUACAAUUGAUGAUACCACAGGGGACAUUCAUGCCAUUCAGAGGCUGGACAGAGAAGAAAAACCUUUCUACACACUCCGGGCACAGGCUGUGGAUGUCGACACCAAGAAGCCACUAGAGCCUGAAUCAGAGUUCAUCAUCAAAGUGCAGGACAUUAAUGAUAAUGAGCCAAAGUUCCUGGAUGGACCUUACAUUGCCAGUGUACCAGAAAUGUCUCCCGUGGGUGCAUACGUGCUCCAAGUAAAGGCAACAGAUGCUGAUGAUCCUACCUACGGAAAUAGUGCCAGAGUGGUCUACAGCAUUCUUCAGGGGCAACCCUAUUUCUCCAUUGAUCCAAAGACAGGUGUGAUAAGAACAGCUUUGCCAAAUAUGGACAGAGAAGUGAAAGAACAAUAUCAAGUGGUUAUCCAGGCCAAGGACAUGGGAGGCCAGAUGGGAGGAUUAUCAGGAACCACUACUGUGAACAUCACUCUGACUGAUGUCAAUGACAAUCCACCCAGAUUUCCUCAGAGUAUCUUCCAUUUGAAAGUGCCCGAGACCUCUCAUGUCGGUUCUGCUAUCGGAAGAAUCAGAGCUGUGGAUCCUGACUUUGGGAAAAAUGCAGAAAUUGAGUACAACAUAGUUCCAGGAGAUGGAGGUAACUUGUUUGACAUCACAACAGAUGAGAACACCCAGGAAGGAGUCAUCAAACUUAAAAAGCCAUUAGACUUUGAAACAAAAAAGGCGUAUACCUUUAAAGUAGAGGCUUCCAAUCUUCAUCUUGACCAUCGAUUUCACUCAGUGGGUCCUUUCAAAGACACUGCCACUGUGAAGAUAAAUGUGUUGGACAUGGAUGAGCCUCCAGUUUUCAGCAAGCCUUUGUAUACAAUGGAGGUGUAUGAGGACACUCCUGUGGGAACAAUCAUAGGUGCAGUGACAGCGCAAGACCUCGAUGCUGGCAGCAGUUCGGUUAGAUACUUCAUCGAUUGGAAGAAUGAUGUGGACAGCUUCUUUACAAUAGAUGCUAAUGAAGGAACCAUUGCUACUAACGAAUUACUGGACAGAGAAAGCACAGCACAGUACAAUUUUUCUAUAAUUGCAAGUAAAGUUAGUAACCCGUUAUUAACCAGCAAAGUCAACGUUAUAAUAAACGUCCUGGAUGUCAAUGAGUUUCCUCCUGAAAUUUCAGUUCCAUAUGAGACAUCUGUAUGUGAAAAUGCCAAACCAGGACAGGUAAUACAGACUGUCACUGCCGCAGACAAAGAUUUGUCACCAGCUGGGCAAAAGUUUUCCUUCAGACUGUCACCUGAGGCUUCUAACAAACCAAAUUUCACAGUCCACGACUACAGAAACAACACAGCUGGGAUUGAAACCAGGAGAAAUGGCUACAGCAGAAGGCAGCAGGAGCUGUACUUUCUUCCAGUGGUAAUAGAAGACAGCAGUUACCCUGUCCAGAGCAGUACAAACACAAUGACCAUCCGGGUUUGCAGAUGUGAUUCUGAUGGUACCAUCCUGUCCUGCAAUGUGGAAGCAAUCUUCUUGCCAGUAGGCCUCAGUACAGGAGCACUGAUUGCAAUCCUCUUGUGUAUUGUUAUACUUCUAGUUAUUGUAGUACUAUAUGUAGCACUACGGAGGCAGAAGAAAAAGGACACCCUGAUGACCUCUAAAGAAGACAUCAGAGAUAAUGUUAUCCAUUAUGAUGAUGAAGGAGGUGGAGAAGAGGACACCCAGGCUUUCGACAUUGGUGCUCUGAGGAAUCCCAAAGUGAUUGAAGAUAACAAAAUGCGCAGGGACAUAAAACCAGACACCUUGCGUUAUCCACGUCAGAGACCUCCAGUGGAAGACAACACAGACAUAAGAGAUUUCAUUAAUCAAAGGCUGCAGGAAAAUGAUGUUGACCCAACUGCACCCCCUUAUGACUCCUUGGCAACUUAUGCUUAUGAAGGAAAUGGAUCUGUUGCAGAGUCCCUCAGUUCUAUAGAAUCCCUUACUACAGAGGCAGACCAGGAUUAUGACUAUCUGAGUGACUGGGGACCUCGUUUUAAGAUCUUGGCAGACAUGUUUGGAGAAGAGGAAAGUUAUAACCCUGACAAAGUCACUUAAGAACAAAUACAACAGCGAAAUAAAAAGAAAAGCAAACCAACAACAACUAAAAAAGAUAAACCUAAGCUUUAUAAUAGGACAGGAUUCCUUUGAUUAUAAAAGACAGCAAUUGUUUCCAGCAAGUUACUAGAUUUAUCAUACUGUCAGUUUUUGUUUGAUCUGCAAAGAAGAGAUAAAUCCUGUAAUAUACACAGUUUUUUGUUCUUAUUUUGUUACUCUGGAAUUACACUGAGACAAGCUCAGGCCUACAAGGUACAGUUUACUGACUGACUUAGAAAGAAGAUAGCUUUCUGGCAUCAUGGUGGAAGAGUGGUAGCUUUUUCGUAAUUCCACUAAAGUGCCUAUUGAAACUUUUAUCAUUUAAGUGGUAAAGAGUCUGCUGUGAUGGUGUUAAAAAACUGAAUGGUGAAUUGGACAUGAACUUUAAGACAAGAAGCAAUAGCAACAUGCUGACUUCUUAUAGAACAAAAAAGGAGAUACCUUCCUGGAGUAUAUCUAAUGAUUAAAACCAAGAGGGAUGUACAUUGUGUUUGGGGGUUAUAUUUGUGGGGUUUUUUUAAGAAGAAAACACUAUGUCAAGACAUUAUAUUUCUUCUUCUAAAAUUUCACUGAAAAUUGAAAUUUAAAAUGCUAUUGCUGACUCUGAAGAUGUAAAGCCAAAAUUAAAAAGGAAAAGAUUUUAGCAUACAUCAAUGAAUAUUUAAAAGUUCAUGAAAAUAUUUCUUUUUUUUUUUUUUUUCAGAAUAAUAAAAGAUGAAAGCAGCUACUCCUUUACCCAAAGGAAUUUUCCCUUUUUUAAAAUGAAACUCUUAUUAGAAAAUUAAACACUUGCUGUUUUUUGUUUUUUAAGAAUUUAUUUCUAUUUGUUUCUUUGUUUAGGAAUGUUGUAUUUUUAGUACCAAGUCAUUUUUUUCCAUUGUAAUUAUCACUGAAGUUUGUUUAUUUGUGGGUACUAUAGAAACAUUGACUACAGAGAUAAUUAUUUUUCAACUGUCAACCUGCUACAGUUCACCAUUAUAUUUUAGUGUCAGACCCCAAUUAAAAAUUUAUAAAGCAU